This is a messenger RNA of Coniophora puteana RWD-64-598 SS2, 1515 nucleotides long. RefSeq lists its product as uncharacterized. The coding region runs from base 65 to 1411 and encodes 448 amino acids. NCBI's taxonomy places the organism in Eukaryota, Fungi, Basidiomycota, Agaricomycetes, Boletales, Coniophoraceae. The record is from RefSeq and is a predicted model, not a curated record. The transcript is spliced from 2 exons.
GUCUUCACCUACCCCAGAGCUCCCCGCAGACUUGAGUGAACUAUCACAUUGACCGACUGGUUUUAUGACGACGGAAAUAGUCUUACUCAAUCCAAGACCACUCGCUUGUUCCUCGGGUCGUCUUCUUCUCCUUCCCCUUCUUCCCGAACGCCCUCACUUGAAGCCCUUGCCCUCCGAAGUCUGGUCAAAAAUAUUCAUUGAAGCAAUCGAGCUGACCUCAGAACGACCUAAUUCUGGGUCCAAGGAACAUUUCACCCCGGCUGCUUUGGCGAUUAGUCGAGUAUGCAAGUCCUUCAAGGAGAUUGCUGUGCCUGUGUUAUAUUCUCACGUGCGAAUAAACAAGCCCCAUACGUUGGGCAAGCUCACCACCGUCUUACGCGACGCUGAGCAGAAGUGGGAUUCUAUCAGGCGCAUACCCUACUCUGCUCCCGGACGUUGGGUGCAAACCGUGGAUUUGUCUGCCUUGUCCCCUCUGAUUCAACCUGCCGACGCGUUUACCAUCGACUCGCUGUUGACUACUUUGUUCCCUCUUCUGCCGUUCUUAUCGGCUCUCUCACUCUGUCCUCAACUGCCCUUGAGCCGACGUGCUCUUGCCUCUCUGGCGAAUAGAGAGGAUAACAGUCGUGUAAGGGUGCUAGAAGGAAUCUGCUAUGAUGCUUCGUACAGCUCAGAAAUAUCCGCAGAUCGCGAUCCCAUUGUGCAGCUAUUGUCAACUUGUCCAGGGCUCGAGACUUUAGAGCUCAGCGGGCGGGGGUUCGAUCCCAUCGAGCUUGACUUGCUCAUAUACCAUUCUGAGGACUUCUCACCUCCAACUCUCUCCGCUCCAUUGAAUCUUCCUGCUCUCCAGAAUCUCACACUGCUAUCAAUUCCAUUUUGCUCCACUCUACUCGCUCUACUGUUGUCGCCUUUGCCAUCACUUCGAAGAUUAACUAUAACCCCGUAUGACGAUGUUCCUUAUCCUGCUUCGCUAGUGACAGCGUUCCUGGAAGCGCAUGGUCAAAACCUAUCCUCACUAUUGCUGUAUACCCCAAAAGUAUGGCCCACCCGCCUCCACCCCUCCCCAAACACCAUAUUGCAUACCUCUCCAAGAUUAAGACACCUCUCUUUGGAAUACCCAUUACCUACCCUCGACUUACCAUCGGGCGAUGUGCAUACCUCUAAACAACAACUUCCGCUCGAGAUUCUUUCUAUACCCCGACCUAACGCUGAGUUCUGGAGGCGGUUUGAGAGGCUACUCCCACAUUUCCCCGCUCUCAAAGCUGUGAGAGCGAGAGACGUUCGCUGGCUUAGGAGCGGUAUGACUUCGCGUGCCCAGGAGGCUGGUGUUCAGGGCGAAAUGCGGGAGUGGAGGCGACGUCUAGCGCCCAAGGGUGUCAAGCUACUCGACGGGGAUUGGAAUGAGAUGCACUGAGGAUACAUGUUCGUAAUUCGCAUUGAUCAUGGCUAAUAUUGUCUUCCAUCCCGCUAUUUGAUUUAUUUACCGACAUGAUCUAAACCACCCUACUCAUCUGCAAC